AUGUCCUCCACCGGCGCCAUGCUCGCGCUCAUGCUGCACCUGCCCGUGCUCCACCGCGUUGUCACCGUGGGGUUCGACGAGCUGGACGGGGAGGUGCACGUGCCCGGGCUGCCGCCGGUACCGCCGGAGUGCUUGCCGUGCCCGGUGGUGGACAAGAAGAGCCCCAACUACACGUGGUUCGUGCGCCUCGGCGACAGCUUCAUGGACGCCACGGGGAUCAUCGCCAACACAGCGGACGGGCUAGAGCCGGGGGCCCUCGCGGCCGUCGCCGACGGCCGCGCCGUGGCAGGGCGCCCCGCGCCGCCGGUGUACCCCAUCGGCUCCGUGCUCUCGCUCGGCAGCAGCGCCAGCAAGAAGGAUUCCCCGGAGCCACCGCACCAGUGCGUCGCCUGGCUGGACGCGCAGCCGCCGGCGUCGGUGGUGUUCCUCUGCUUCGGGAGCAUGGGCUGGUUCGAGCCGGCCCAGGUGGUGGAGAUCACCGCCGCGCUGGAGCGGUGCGGCCACCGCUUCCUGUGGGUCCUGCGCGGCCCGCCUUCCUCCAAGUCCGGCGCCGGCGCGCCGGACGGGUCGGAGCACCCGACGGACGCGAACCUGGGGGAGCUGCUCCCGGAGGGGUUCUUGCGGAGGACGGAGGGCAAGGGCCUGGUGUGGCCGACGUGGGCGCCGCAGAAGGAGAUCCUGGCGCACCCGGCCGUGGGGGGAUUCGUGACGCACGGCGGGUGGAACUCGGUGCUGGAGAGCCUGUGGCACGGCAUACCGAUGGCGCCAUGGACCUUGUACGCGGAGCAGCACCUGAACGCGUUCGAGCUGGUCGCCGACAUGGGCGUCGGCGCGUCGCCGUGCCGCUCAAGGUGGACCGGAAGCGGGACAACUUCGUGGAGGCGGCGGAGCUAG
Triticum turgidum subsp. durum (durum wheat) is the source of this 894-nucleotide messenger RNA. Lineage: Eukaryota; Viridiplantae; Streptophyta; Magnoliopsida; Poales; Poaceae. The record is from the annotation of a GenBank genome assembly.